This is a messenger RNA of Impatiens glandulifera, 1109 nucleotides long. RefSeq lists its product as uncharacterized. The transcript has a single exon. The record is from RefSeq and is a predicted model, not a curated record. Lineage: Eukaryota; Viridiplantae; Streptophyta; Magnoliopsida; Ericales; Balsaminaceae. The coding region runs from base 197 to 931 and encodes 244 amino acids.
GUCCGAUUACAAGGUCCAUUCACAAUCCUUCACCAUUUUCAAACCUUCUUCACAUGGGUCCCAUCGACCGGACUCUGCCACGUUCUAGGCUCAACCCUUCUUACAUACGUGUCCGCCACCCAUAGCCACCCUCCUAUAAAACCAAACCAAACCAAACCACCCUCUCUCAUCUCUCAUAAAACCCUUCUUACCAUAUAUGGAUUCUAGGGCAGGAGACUGCUGUAUUGCACCCUAUUCCUCCGUCGACACCAUCAUGCGAAGAUUCCGACCAAUCGCUCCCAAACCCUCGACCACUUCCUCCGUAUCUAACAACACCCACGUCCCUAUUUCCACCACCAAUAUCAAAACUUGUCGGCGAGGAAAGAGAAAGGUAAAAAAGGUAACACUUCCUUUGUUACCGGAGAGGAACGAUUCUCCAUCCACAACCGGUUCAUCAGAUCUGAAUAGUAAUGAGAUCUGGUGGAACUUUGGAGGGUAUUAUCACGAUGACGUAAAACCGGCACCGCUUAUGCCGCCGCCGGCGGCGACGGUGACUUCCAUGGUGACGGUGGAAUGUGUGAUGGAGACAUGGGGAGACGUGUUGUAUGGAGUGGGGAGUACGGAUGAGGAGAAGAUGAUGAGGUUGGAGAUGGACGUGUGUCCUGGAUUUAUAUCGGACGGUGGAGAUAGAGUGGUGUGGAUAAAUGGGGCGUACAGAGAUAUGGUGGGACAGCAUGUAGAGGAUGAGGAGGUGAAAGUAUGGUUGGUUGUGAAUGAGAAGGUGGAAAUGUUAGAGUAUGGGAGGGUGUUUAGUUGUUGGGUGAGGAUGCAGUAUGCACGUGGGAAAGACAAGUGUUGUUCUCUUACUUUGCCUUGUGAUGUCUGGAAGAUGGAUUGUGGUGGGUAUGCUUGGCGGCUUGAUGUUAAUGCAGCUCUUAGUUUGGGUCGGUAGAUGUGACCGCACCAGAUCCACGCCGUGCUUCUCAGCCUAACUCUAGAAGUUUCUAACCAUCGUUUUAUUAUUAUUGUCUUUUUUUUUACCCUGGUCAAUCAGACUUGAGCAGUUGCACUUGUGAGCUGUCUGAUAAUUGUAAAUAUUUUGUCUUUUUUUUUUUUCUGCAUGUUUUUAU